AUUGAAUACAUUUUUAAUGCAAAGCAUUGACUGAAAAACAAUCGAUUGUUUUGAAAGUAAUUGUAAUUAAAAAACAAACAGAAAAUCAUUUCGUAAUCAAAGACAUGAACCGUUCAUACGAUGGCCGCGACAAUAGAUAUCGGGACACAACCCGACGGGACGAAAGUCGCGAUCGGCGACAGUCUUCCACUACAACAUCUUCGCCAUCAAUUAAGCGGAUGAAGACAUCGCAAAACAGUGGCAGUCAGUCGUCGUCGACUAAAAUAGUGGCCAACAGUCAGAAAGAGAGCCGACCGGCCAAUAAUGAGCCCAAAAUUGAUGUCUUGAAGCUAUCGAUGGAAGCCAUGAAAGCCGAAGAAGACGAGGCCAUCAAUAACUCGAGCGCCGAACAGGAUCUCAAAGAGUUUCGACUCAGAUGUAACUCAAUUCGCGAUAUUUGUAACCAAAUUCUUGAGGCGAAGAACACGAAUGAUACCAAACAAUUGAAUUCAUUGCGAGUCAAGGGUUGUCUUCAUUUUUUAGCUUUAAAAACAUUGAACCGAUGGGACAAAUAUCGAUGUCGUGACGCCAAAGAUAAACUACAAGUUGCCAAACAAAAGGUCGACUGUUUUCAUCUGCAGCUCCAGAAUAUGUUGUAUGAAGUGAUGCAUUUGCAGAGAGAGGCCAACACUUGUCUAUCGUUUCACUCCAAAGAUGAAGACAUCGAUUUAAUUGAAUUACAAGAGUUUAAAACAGUGGCCGAUGAAGAUCUACUAGAAAAGUCAACUAAUCCACACUCAACACAUUUGGCUCGACUUGAAUGGGAAUUAAGACAACGAAAACAAUUGGAAGUGCAAUUGAAAAAAGCUGAAGAAGUUAAGAACCAAUGUUCUCAAGAGAUUGUUGUCAAACGAGAAACUCUCGAUAAAUUGCAACCUAUGUUGAAGUCGAUCGUUGAGGCGACACAACCGCUCUAUUCUGAACUGAAUCUUCCUCUUCAAGUCAGUGAUGUCACACACGCUAUGGCACAAUAUCUCUCGCGACCUCUUUAUGUACUAUAUGUACAACUUAUAUCAUAUAAACACGCGACUCGUUCAAAGUUUUCUGUUAAAAUCAAUGGCACUAUCGAUGACGUGAAGACAUUUGAGUUAAAUACAAAAGCAGAAGAAGAGGAGGAAAAUGAAGAACAAGAAGAUGAAGAAGUGUCGACUCGAAGGAGUAAGAAAUCCCGUCACAGAAAGUCUAUUUCACAUUCAAAUAAGACAUCACUUUUAAACAAAUUGAUUGCAUGCCAUCCAUUGACUGUUGAAUUAAAGUUUACAUCAAAUGAAUCCACACUUAAAUGUGUUUUCAGUUUUGUUUUACGUCUUGAGAUAAUAUCACUCAAAGUGAUUGUCGAACAAAAGGAAUCUAUUAAUCAUUUUGAAGUACUUAAUCAAUCACUUCUAACAAACCUAUUGACUACUAAAGAUGAUAGUCAUUAUUCGCCGAAUCCAUCCAAUGAUCACACAAUUAAAGCCUAUGGAGUUCAAGAGUUUAGUUCAUUAGUGGAUCAAUUAGGCUUUUCUUAUAAAUGGUGUCAACAGAUAUCAGGACUUGAUUUCAUCUCAAGUAAUGCUAAAAAUAUUUCAAAUUCAGUUUCUGUUAAUUCAAUGGAUCAGACAAUCAAAGCUAUUUCAAGAAGAUUUGAGUCAAGACUAGCUCUUCAGAAACAACUUUGUAAUUUGGAUACCAAUUACAUUGAUUUGCCGAAUGAGAUAACAUUAAAGUCUUGUCCACAGGCGGUGUCUAAUAUCAAAGAAUUUAAAGAGAUUACAAGCGAAUACUUUUAUAGUUUGUGUCAAAUAAAUGAUUCAAUAGUUAUGGAUUCACUCGAUGUCGACAAUAGUUUUAUAUAUCUGGCAACCGUUGAACGCGGAUCGACAUCACUGAAGGCACUUAUUCUUUUACCAUUAGAUUAUCCAACGAAUCCACCAUUUUUUCAUUUAUCAAUUGGCAAUCAAUCGCAUGAUAAUAAUAAAACUUCACUAAGAGAUUUGGAACAAUUGAUCAAUUGUUGGUGUCCACAAAAUUGCCAAAAAUCAUAUCAAUCAUUAUUACUGUCGUUUCAAAUCUAUAGAUUGCGACUCGGAUUUGAUAUGUUUGUUGAAAAUAGUCAAUCGAUAACUGCAGACAUUGAAGGACCCAAAGAAUUUUCAUCGAAACUAAUGACCAGUAAAUAUAUGACAGGACGUGACCAUUGCAUUGCUUAUUAUUAAAACACAUUUAUAUA
Molecule: messenger RNA, 2251 nt
Organism: Oppia nitens
Lineage: Eukaryota; Metazoa; Arthropoda; Arachnida; Sarcoptiformes; Oppiidae
Gene: thoc5
Product: THO complex subunit 5 homolog B-like
Exons: 1
Coding region: 105-2237 (710 amino acids)
Biological process (GO): positive regulation of DNA-templated transcription, elongation; mRNA export from nucleus
Cellular component (GO): THO complex part of transcription export complex
Molecular function (GO): mRNA binding
Source: RefSeq, a predicted model, not a curated record